AUGAAGGAAGCACAGGUAGCAAAAGACCUUUCGGUCACCAUCAAGGAUGUCGCCGUUCCCGAGCCACAAGCCAACCAAGUCGUCAUCAAGGUCGUCUAUUCGGGCAGUAACCCCAAAGACUGGAAAAUCCCCGCCUACGACAUGAAGCCCAACUUCAACACCGGCGACGACAUCGCCGGCUACGUCCACAGCGUCGGUGCCAACGUCUACGAGUUCAAACCCGGAGACCGCGUCGCUUCCUUCCACGAGAUGAUGACACCGGGUGGUUCCUUCGCCGAGUACGCAGUAGGCUGGGCGCACACCACCUUCCAUAUCCCAUCUUCCGUGUCCUUCGAGCAGGCAGCGACCCUGCCCCUUGCUGCCAUGACAGCAGCCAUCGGACUGCACCAACGCAUGGGCUUGCCUGACCCGUGGACUCCGGCGCAGGAACCCACGCCGCUUGUUGUGUAUGGCGGUGCGAGUGCAGUGGGCGCAUAUGCGAUUAAACUAGCAUCACGCGCAAACAUCCACCCCAUCAUCGCCGUAGCAGGAAGAGGAGAAAAGUUCGUCGAGGGACUUAUCGACCGCUCGAAGGGCGACACUAUUGUCGAUUACCGAAAAGGUGAUGAAGCGGUUGUAAAGGGCAUCAAAGAUGCGCUCAAGGGACAGAAACUGCAUUAUGCGUAUGACGCCGUGUCGGAACACAACUCCUACACGAACAUCGUGCAGGUGCUAGAGCCCACGGGCAAGCUCACGCUUGUUCUGCCGGGUAAGACGUAUGAAGGUAUUCCUGAGACUGUGCAGCAGAGUCAGGCAAUGGUCGGCUCGGCGCACAAGGAGGAUGCGGAUUACGCGUUCAUUAUGUUCCGGUAUAUGGCGAGGGGAUUGGCUGAGGGCUGGUUCAAGCCGCAUCCGCAUGAGGUUAUUCCUGGUGGCUUGGAGGGAGUGGAGACGGGUAUGAAGAAUCUGAGGGAUGGCAAGGCCAGUGGAGUCAAGUAUGUCUUCAAGAUUGGAGAUGAGAAAUAG
Molecule: messenger RNA, 1005 nt
Organism: Alternaria novae-zelandiae
Lineage: Eukaryota; Fungi; Ascomycota; Dothideomycetes; Pleosporales; Pleosporaceae
Exons: 2
Coding region: 1-1005 (334 amino acids)
Molecular function (GO): oxidoreductase activity, acting on NAD(P)H
Source: RefSeq, a predicted model, not a curated record